Messenger RNA from Colletotrichum truncatum, 906 nucleotides. RefSeq names its product C2H2 transcription factor. The record is from RefSeq and is a predicted model, not a curated record. Lineage: Eukaryota; Fungi; Ascomycota; Sordariomycetes; Glomerellales; Glomerellaceae. Gene Ontology annotation, biological process: regulation of transcription by RNA polymerase II. Gene Ontology annotation, cellular component: nucleus. Gene Ontology annotation, molecular function: RNA polymerase II cis-regulatory region sequence-specific DNA binding; DNA-binding transcription factor activity, RNA polymerase II-specific.
AUGCAUGCUCGAGACGCUACCGGCCGCCAGGUCUCCCUGUUAAACGACGAACCCGUCGUUCAACCCAUGCCACAACGCCUGAGCUACCGCACUGCAAACCAAGUCAUAUCGCAACCUUUCCAUCCCGCAUCACGUAGCAACUCUUCCUCACCUCAUACACCCGAACUCCUUCGAUCAGACUCGUACGAUUCCAACGCCAGCAGCGACCCCUUGUCACCUCUCACGCCCACCUCAUAUGACUCUGUUCGAGCCACCGGCUUCCCUUCUGGUCAGCACAUGUUUGAUGAAUACGACCAAAUUCCCUCUAAACGUCCGGCUUACGCCAACAACAGCCGCGCCAAUUCUUAUGAGGAAGACAGCUCGGCAACAUCGCCUAUGCCCGAACGCCCCGGAAAGCGAUAUCCUUGCCGCUACCGCGACAGCCAUGGAUGUGAGAAGACUUUCACCACCUCGGGCCAUGCCUCCAGGCAUUCCAAAAUCCACACGGCCGAGAAAGCAGUCCAAUGUACUUUCCACGGUUGUCAGAAGAAGUUCACCAGAGCGGAUAACAUGAAGCAGCAUCUUGAGACGCACUACAAAGAUAAAUCCCGGUCCUCAGCAUCAGCAAAGGCAGCUGCACGAUCUUCGCUUGGCGCGCUCUCAACAUCCGGCCGCCGCUCGUCCUCCGCAUCAUCUCGUACUGCCAUCAGCAGCCGUGCUCCGAGGGAUCAGCCCAUGUGGGAUGCGGAAACGUAUGGCGGUUACCCGCCUGGUCAGGCACCCCUCCCUUCUCCUGUCACUGCUAAGGGCACAUGGGACUUGCGCGGCUUAAAUCUUCCGCUCCUUAGCCGCCCAAGUGCUGUAAGGACUCCUAGCAGCGGCUUGGACGCCCUGGCUAUGGCAGUAGCUUGUCAAGAAGGUGCUUAG